CCAACAGCAUUUCGCGCCAGUAUCAAACACCAAUGCCGAUACUCAAACCUAAUGCUCAUCAUCCUCCUCUCUAUCUCCAUGUCCACCCUCAGAGUCAGACCUCAACGUUUCGUUCCAAAGCCAGUCUCAGACCCUCUCCUUUCUCUCUUCCACACCCGCUCUCUCUCACCCCACAAACACAAGCCCAUCAAUUGGAACACAACCCACAAAUCAGUUCAAGCAAACCCACUUCUCUCCCUAUUAGAAACAUGCAAAUCCAUGUCCCAGCUGAAGCAGAUCCAAUCCCAAAUGAUCCUCACGGGGCUAAUCUUAGAUGGGUUUGCUACGAGUCGCCUAAUCGCCUUUUGUGCGCUUUCGGAGUCGCGAAAUCUUGAUUAUUGUAACAAGAUUUUGUACAAUACGCAGAACCCAAAUGUGUUUUCUUGGAAUGUGGUAAUUAGAGGGUAUUCGGAGAGCGAGAAUCCGAGAGAAGCAGUUGUGUUGUAUAAGAAAAUGUUGAGAAAUGGUGGGUCGACACCGGAUAAUUAUACUUACCCGUUAUUGUUGAAAGUUUGUGCUAAUUUAACGUUGAAUUUUACGGGUCGCGAGGUUCUUGGGCAUGUAAUGCGAUUGGGUUUAUAUUCGGAUAUGUUUGUUCACAAUGCUGUGAUUCAUAUGCUUGUUUCAUGCAGAGAAUUACACGCCGCACGUAAGGUGUUUGAUGAAGGUUGUGUGAGAGAUUUGGUUUCUUGGAAUUCUUUGAUUAAUGGUUAUGUCCGAAGUGGGUUGGCGUGUGAGGCGUUAAGGAUUUAUCAGGAAAUGGAGUUGAAGGGAUUUAAGCCGGAUGAAGUUACAAUGAUUGGAGUGGUUUCUUCGUGUGCCCAAUUAGAGGAUUUGAGACUUGGGAGAAAAUUUAAUCGGUUGAUUGAAGAGAAUGGACUAAGUUUGACAGUUCCUCUUGCUAAUUCGCUUAUGGACAUGUAUAUGAAGUGUGGGAAUCUUGAGGCCGCUCAAGCAUUAUUUGACAACAUGACAAAGAAAACCAUUGUCUCAUGGACUAUAAUGAUAGUGGGAUAUGCCAAAUAUGGGUUUCUGGAAAUUGCUCACAGGCUAUUGUAUGAGAUUCCAGAGAAGAAUGUUGUGCCAUGGAAUGCAAUGAUUGGUGGCUAUGUGCAAGCCAAGCAUAGCAAGGAGGCUUUGGCUCUGUUUCAUGAAAUGCAAGCUAGUAAUAUUAAUCCCGAUGAAAUAACCAUGGUUGGCUGCUUAUGUGCAUGCUCACAGAUUGGAGCACUUGAUGUUGGGAUAUGGAUUCACCAUUAUAUUGAAAAACAAGGUCUUUCUAUAAAUGUUGCUGUGGGGACUGCCCUUGUCGACAUGUAUGCUAAAUGUGGGAAUAUCACAAAGGCUCUCAAGGUCUUCUGGGACAUUCCAGGAAGAAACUCUUUCACUUGGACAGCUAUUAUUUGUGGGUUAGCCCUUAAUGGACAUGCACAUGUUGCCAUAUCUUACUUUGCGGAAAUGAUAAAUACAGGAUUGGUGCCAGAUGAGAUCACUUUUCUUGGGGUCUUAUCAGCUUGUUGUCAUGGAGGUUUGGUUGAAGAUGGUCGUAAGUACUUUUCCUUAAUGACCUCUAAAUUCAAUCUUUGCCCUGAACUUAAACAUUACUCUUCCAUGGUGGACCUUCUAGGCAGGGCUGGUCUUUUGCAAGAAGCAGAAGAGCUUAUCCAUAGCAUGCCAAUCAAGGCAGAUGCUGUGGUGUGGGGUGCAUUAUUCUUUGCUUGUUAUAUUCAUAAAAAUGUUUUGAUAGGAGAAAGAGCCGCUUCCAAGCUUCUUGAGCUGGACCCUCAUGAUAGUGGAAUUUAUGUUUUGCUUGCAAAAAUGUAUAGGGAAUCACAUAUGUGGGAGGAGGCAGAGAAGGCACAAAGUAUGAUGAAGGAGAGAGGAGUUGACAAGACUCCUGGUUGUAGCUCAAUUGAGGUGAAUGGCGCUGUACAUGAGUUUAUUGUUAGAGACAAAUCGCACCCUCAGUCGAAAGAGAUAUAUGAUUGUUUGGUUGAGUUAACAAGACAAAUGGAGCUUGUUGGUAGCAUAUCAGAAGUUCCUGCAUUUUGGGAAAAUUCCACCUUGGUGCUGAAUUUUAGGCAACAAGUUUGAGUCAGCAGGUGAAGGAGAAGAGUGCAGAUGAGAAGGCCUCCAUUUCAAACUGUCAGACAAUGUGCAACGAGUGCAUUUUCAGACUGUAAUUUGCUUCGAAGUCUAUCUAAAACAAAACUUGGACAGUAAAUGAUUGCAACAACUGAAGAACUUCUCUAUUAAUUGUUUAUCCUUGGUGCCUCUACUUUGGGUUCUUACAAGGAAAAUGUUCUUAAGGAGCACCAAAAUGUUCUCAAGAUUGCUAGCCAAGUACAUCUCAGUUCCAUCUUAUGCCAAGGUGUUGGAAAUUUCUCGAUGUGCUUUUCGUGAUCUGCUCUUUAUUAGAGAUUUUCUGCACGAGGGCUUGAAAUGAAUCUGAAGUUAAGUGUUUGGGUAGAUUUGCGUCAAAAAGAGCAUGUCUAAAAAUGCAUGUGGCUUGUGGAGUUGCAAUGAGAAAGAAGAAAGCAAAGUCGUAUUAAUGGGGCCCCACCCCAGGUAGCAAUUGGGACAAAACGCAGCCAGCAUAUUUUUGAUUGCAAGCGACACGUCGGCAGACAAAAAGAACAGAGAAUAUUUAUGAUAUGUGCUUCACUUCCCUUGCACGCCAGGUUUUUAUUCCAUCCUCCUCAUCACUCAUUUCAUGUCUGCUCUGCUCUUAUUCACCUAAAGCUUUCCCUCUCUCCUUCACAUGCCUGACAGCCUCUGCCAUUUUGGUCAGACAACCUGCUCUUGUCCUCACCCAUGGCACACCAAAAGCUCAA
Messenger RNA from Prunus dulcis (almond), 2873 nucleotides. Its product is annotated as pentatricopeptide repeat-containing protein At2g22410, mitochondrial. Gene Ontology annotation, biological process: RNA modification. The transcript has 3 exons. NCBI's taxonomy places the organism in Eukaryota, Viridiplantae, Streptophyta, Magnoliopsida, Rosales, Rosaceae. Bases 52 to 2133 code for a protein of 693 amino acids. The record is from RefSeq and is a predicted model, not a curated record. Gene Ontology annotation, molecular function: RNA binding; protein binding.